Molecule: messenger RNA, 1089 nt
Organism: Acanthosepion pharaonis
Lineage: Eukaryota; Metazoa; Mollusca; Cephalopoda; Sepiida; Sepiidae
Source: the annotation of a GenBank genome assembly
AUGAUUGGCACCAUCUAUCUAUCUAUCUAUCUAUCUAUCUAUCUAUCUAUCUAUCUAUCUAUCUAUCUAUCUAUCUAUCUAUCUAUCUAUCAUUUGUACUUCCGUCCAUUCAUUUAUAUUGAACUUUUUCCAUAUUUACGAUUCAAUUUAUAUAUUUAUAUAUUUUUGGACUGUAACAUCUAUCUAUCUAUCUAUCUAUCUAUCUAUCUAUCUAUCUAUCUAUCUAUCUAUCUAUCUAUCUAUCACUUGUACUUCCGUCCAUUCAUUUAUAUUGAACUUUUUCCAUAUUUACGAUUCAAUUUAUAUAUUUAUAUAUUUUUGGACUGUAACAUCUAUCUAUCUAUCUAUCUAUCUAUCUAUCUAUCUAUCUAUCUAUCUAUCUAUCUAUUUAUUUACGAUUCAAUUUAUAUAUUUAUAUAUUUUUUGGACUGUAACAUCUAUCUAUCUAUCUAUCUAUCUAUCUAUCUAUCUAUCUAUCUAUCUAUCUCAGUCUGUUCAUAUCUAUCUAUCUAUCUAACUAUCUAUCUAUCUAUCUAUCUAUCUAUCUAUCUAUGUCUAUUCAAGUCUAUUUAUCUUCCGUCCGUUCAUUUAUAUUUAAUCGUUCCAAUGAACAAGAAAAACUGUAAUAACUUUCUAUUUACGUACAUUUAUUUAAAUAUAUCUAUUUCUGACUGCAAUAUCUAUCUAUUUAAGAACAUUUUAAGUAUAUCAAUUUUAAAUACACCUGUCUUGGACUGCAAUAUCUAUCUAUUUAAGAACAUUUUAAGUAUAUCAAUUUUAAAUACACCUGUCUUGGACUGCAAUAUCUAUCUAUUUAAGAACAUUUUAAGUAUAUCAAUUUUAAAUACACCUGUCUUGGACUGCAAUAUCUAUCUAUUUAAGAACAUUUUAAGUAUAUCAAUUUUAAAUACACCUGUCUUGGACUGCAAUAUCUAUCUAUUUAACGAAUAUUAUCUAUCUAUCUAUCUAUCUAUCUAUCUAUCUAUCUAUCUAUCUAUCUAUCUAUCUAUCUAUCUAUCUCUCUCUCUCUCUAUAUAUAUAUAUAUAUAUGAACGUGCUAUCUAUUUCUUCAAAAUAGGCAAGAAAUAA